CGCGCGCUGGAGUACUGAACCCGAAGGAGAGUCUCCACAGCGGCGGAGAACGGACCGAGAAGCGGAAAACAUCUGGAGCUCGAGCAUGGCGGUCGAAGAGGAAGGGCUUCGGGUUUUCCAGAGCGUCAAAAUAAAAAUCGGUGAAGCCAAGAACAUCCCUCCAUAUCCGGGACCCAAUAAAAUGCGGGAUUGCUACUGUACUGUAAACCUGGACCAAGAGGAAGUGUUCCGAACCAAAACCAUAGAGAAGUCUUUAUGUCCAUUCUACGGCGAGGACUUUUACUGUGAAAUCCCGCGCAGUUUCCGCCACCUGUCCUUCUACAUCUUCGACAGAGACGUGUUCAGGAGGGACUCCAGCAUCGGUAAAGUGGCUGUGAAGAAGGAAGACCUGCAGAAAUACCACGGUAAAGAUCACUGGUUCCCACUGCAGCCGGUCUGUGCAGACUCAGAGGUGCAGGGGAAGGUUCACCUGGAGCUGCGUCUCAGUGAGCUCAUCACAGACAGCGGUGUCGUCUGCCACAAGCUGGCAACACGGGUUUUGGAGUGUCAGGAUCUGCCGAUAGUCAACGGUCAGUGUGAUCCGUACGCAGUCGUGUCAUUACUGGGCCCUUCCAGGUCUGAGGCCAAGAAGACGAAGGUGAAGCGGAAGAACAACAAUCCUCAGUUCGACGAGAUUUUCUUCUUCGAGGUGACGAAACCUCUGAGCUUCACUAAACGACAAUUCGACGUGGAGGAAGAUGAUGUGGACAAGCUUGCGCUCAAGGUGGACCUGUGGAACGCCAGUAACCUGAAGUUUGGCGAUGAGUUUCUGGGAGAGGUACGGGUGCCGCUGAAGGUGCUGGGACAGGCGGGUGUUCACGACGCAUGGUACUUCCUACAGCCCAGAGAUAACGGCAAUAAAUCAGUGAAGGCGGAUGAGCUGGGCUCGCUGAGACUCAACAUCGUUUACACUGAGGACCACGUGUUCCCGACGGAGCAUUAUAACCCGCUGCGAGACCUGCUGCUGCAGUCCGCACACAUACAGCCGGUGUCUGCGUCUGCGGCUCAUAUUCUGGGUGAGGUGUGUCGGGAGAAGCAGGAGGCGGCCGUCCCGCUGGUCAGACUCUUCCUGCACUAUGGCAAGAUCGUGCCUUUCCUCAGUGCCAUCGCUCACGCAGAGAUCAGCCGCACACAAGACCCCAACACCAUAUUCAGAGGGAACUCGCUCACGUCCAAGUGCAUCGAUGAGACCAUGAAGCUGGCGGGGAUGCAUUACCUGCGCGUCACACUGAAGCCCAUCAUCGAUGAGAUCUGCAGCGACCACAAACCCUGCGAGAUCGACCCCGUCAAGCUGAAGGAGUCGGAGAAUCUGGACACAAACAGGGAAAACCUGCGUCAGUACGUGGACCGCAUCUUCAGCGUGAUCACUAGCUCCGGCGUCAGCUGCCCGACCGUCAUGUGCGACAUCUUCUUCUCUCUGCGCGAGUCUGCGGCCUCACGCUUUCAGGUCGAUGCGGAUGUUCGCUACACCGCCGUCAGCAGCUUCAUCUUCCUACGCUUCUUUGCUCCUGCAAUCCUGUCGCCGAACCUGUUCCACCUGCGGCCGCAUCACCCGGAUCCGUGCACAUCUCGAACCCUGACGCUCAUUUCCAAAACCAUACAGACUCUGGGGAGUCUGGCCAAGUCCAAAUCUGCCAAUUUUAAAGAGUCCUACAUGGCGGCUUUCUAUGACUACUUCAAUGAGCAGAAGUACGCAGACGCAGUGAAGAACUUUCUGGAUCUGAUCUCGUCGUCUGCUCGCUGGGACCAGAAGAGCAUCGAGACACCCAUCAUGCUGAAGGAAGGAUUCAUGAUCAAACGAGCCCAGGGACGGAACCGCUUCGGUCUGAAGAACUUCAAGAAAAGAUGGUUUCGCCUCACUAACCACGAGUUCACCUACCAUAAAACCAAAGGAGAGGGCGCUCUGUGCAGUAUCCCUAUAGAGAACAUCCUGGCUGUAGAGAGACUGGAGGAAGAGUCCUUCAAGAUGAAGAAUAUGUUCCAGGUCAUCCAGCCAGAGAGGGCGCUCUACAUUCAGGCUAAUAACUGUGUGGAGGCCCGAGACUGGAUCGACAUCCUGACGAAGGUCAGUCAGUGCAACCGCAAGCGCCUGAGCACCUUCCACCCGUCUGCGUUCCUCAACGGACACUGGCUCUGCUGUAAACUCUCUGCAGACACUGCGCCCGGCUGCACACCCUGCACAGGUGGACUUCCUGCCAAUAUUCAGCUGGAUGUGGAUGGAGAUCGAGAGACGGAGAGGAUCUACUCGCUCUACAGCACAUACAUGUCCAAACUGGUGAAGAUGCAAGAGGCCUGUGGCAGUAAGUCUGUGUACGACGGGCCGGAGCAGGAGGAAUACUCCACGUUUGUGAUCGACGACCCGCAGGAGACCUAUAAAACCCUGAGACUCGUGAUCUCCGCCGUGCAGACACUGGAGCAGCAGCACACGCAGUACAAACGAGACAAGUUCAGGAAAACCAAGUAUGGCAGCCAAGAACAUCCAAUCGGUGAUCAGAGUUUCCAGUGCUACAUCCGCCAGCAGUCAGAAAGCUCCACCUACUCCAUCUGACCACACCCCCAUCCAUCUGCACAGGAAAUGAGGUGUGAUUGACAGGAAGUGUCCGCUGACUCGAGCUAAAGCUGUGGUGUCUGAUGCUGCAGCCGGGCGGCGGCGGUCUCGCACUUUACACAUCGCACGCUCUGGGACGAUGUAGCUUCGCCCCGCGGCGCAUUUUAGCAUUUUAUGAACGGGUCGUCCUCUAGAUGUUUUAUAAACGGAGUUCUCCAGGACGUAUCCCACAAUCCUUUGCUUUCACAGGGUUUAUUAUUGACUGGAUGACGGACCUGCAGCUGAAUUUGAGUCUUUAUAUCAGGAAUGUUCAGACGUGUCCGGUGUUGAUCCUGCAGUCUGUCGCCAGGGAGACUGAAGAAGAGGUGCAUUGUGGGAACUGUGUGUGUGUGUGUGUUGGAGCAUGCAGACGUCCUCAUGCCAGCGUGUGGAGCGACACUAAACACUUCCUCAUGGUUUGUGGGUCCAGUUGUGUUCAGCAGCACACCAGCGUCUGCUUUUAUACUUCACAGAUUACUGUUCUGCUUACUGUGUGUGUGUGUGAGUGUGUGUGCGUGUUUCUGUGCAUGUGUGAGCGUGUGUGUGUACAUUUAUGAAUGUGUGUGUGUGUGAGCGUGUGUGUUUGUUUCUCUGCAUGUAUGUGUGAGUUCAUGUGUGUGUUUGUUUGUGCGUGUGCGUGCAUGUGUGAGUGUGUUUCAUUGAUUAAUAAUCAAUAAUAGCUCACAGUCCAUCCCAUCCUACUUUAUAGAUGUGUUCAAUAUGGAUGUGUUUCUUUGGAUCAGACCUGUUUCCAAUAUUCCCGCUCAUAUUUCACCCUCAGAUCAACAGAAUAUUCAUAUUUAUAUUCACAGAUACAGAAGGAUAUAUAUUCAGAUUACAGUGCUGCUGAAUGCUGGAUUCUGAUUGGCUGGUGUUUGGUUAUUGUCAGAUAAAGGCCCAGCUAAAGUAGUUCCGGCAGGUUUAGAGCACAUUACAGCUUCAUAUCACUCCACUGGAUGAUUAGAAUUAUUUCGCCACAGUGAAAUGAACCGCCAACUUAUCUGGCAUAUGUUUUACACAGCGGAUGCCCUUCCAGCUGCAACCCAGUACUGGGAAACACCCAUACACACUCAUUCACACUAGUCAAUUUAGUUGAUCAGUUCCCCUAUAGCGCAUGUGUUUGGACUGUGAGGGAAACCGGAGCACCCGAGGAAACCAACACGGGGAGAACAUGCAAACUGACCCAGCCGGGACUUGAACCAGCGACCUUCUUGCCGUGAGGCCACAGUGCUAACCACUGAGCCACCAGUGCUGCCACUUAAUUACUUUUACAGUCAUUUUAAUAGACACUGCAGCUGUAUUUCCUUCAUCUCUUGAUUUAGGGUGAACUAUGAGCCGGAGCUUCACUCUUCUGUCGUCGUGUAUCCUCAUGUUAGUUUGGUGUGUCUGUACGUUCAGUGAUGCACGUUUCAAUGCUUCUAUAUUUUAAAAACAGCCCCGUUUUCCUGCCCAAAUGAAUUGUUAUUUAUUUUUGUAUCACAGAAUAAUGCUUUGUGACGAAACACAACCUCAGAAUAAUCCCAGUGCACAGUAUGAAGGACGCAAUAAUGUCAUGUAGGAGUACUUGUCCUGUUUUUGAUCCGUUCAGUAACUGAAGGAACUUUGAUCACAGAACCUUAAGAAGGGACAGCAGUGUGUGUGUGAGUGUGUGUGUGUGUGUGUGUGUGUGUGUUCAGACCAACUCAGUGAAUGAAACACACUCAGAGCACAUGUUUAUUUUGUCCAAAUGAAGGCAAUAGCAAAACAAAA
This is a messenger RNA of Danio aesculapii, 4375 nucleotides long. RefSeq names its product RAS p21 protein activator 3 (gene rasa3). The record is from RefSeq and is a predicted model, not a curated record. The transcript is spliced from 24 exons. Lineage: Eukaryota; Metazoa; Chordata; Actinopteri; Cypriniformes; Danionidae. Bases 86 to 2587 code for a protein of 833 amino acids. Gene Ontology annotation, molecular function: GTPase activator activity. Gene Ontology annotation, biological process: regulation of GTPase activity; negative regulation of Ras protein signal transduction; intracellular signal transduction.